This is a messenger RNA of Trichogramma pretiosum, 705 nucleotides long. RefSeq lists its product as uncharacterized. The transcript is spliced from 3 exons. The record is from RefSeq and is a predicted model, not a curated record. NCBI's taxonomy places the organism in Eukaryota, Metazoa, Arthropoda, Insecta, Hymenoptera, Trichogrammatidae. The coding region runs from base 1 to 705 and encodes 234 amino acids.
AUGUUCAAAUACUUCGUAUUCGGUCUUUUGGUGGCUUCGGCCAUUGCAUCGCCAGCCCCAAGCACAGGCUUGGACUGCGACCAUGUAGAAGAUGCGCUGACUUGCCUGGCCGUCAAGGCCUCAGCAACCCUCGAGAGGGCCGCCAGGUCAGCUGACAUCAACCUCAUCGAUGGAGUCACCCUCGUCAGAGACACCCCAGUCGAACGCACCGGAAAAGCAUUGAAAUCAGAAUCUGAAAUCAUGUCUGAAUUGCCAGCCGAUUCCACCCAAAAAGCCAUGGCUGUUGCCACCAUGUUGUACGAUAACGCCGCGAAGCUCGUCGAAAGCCACAGCUUGAAGGUCGAUAUGUCCGAAGGUCGCACCAUCGAUGACAACAUCUUCUCGCUCGCCUCAACCAAGAAAUACAAGAAAAUGUUGUCUCCUCUGAUGACCCUCAUCGGAGUCAAGCUCUUCGCUCUUGCCCCAGUCUUCCUUGGUGGACUUGCCCUCUUCGUCACCAAGGCCAUCUUCCUCAGCAAGGUCGCCAUCCUCAUCGCUGGAGUCCUCCUCUACCAGAAAUUCUUCGGUGCCGCUAGCCAUAUCGCCGGAGGAUUCCCAAAUGACUUCUUCGCCAAGAACAACUUAGCCCAACAACAAUACAACUACGAACCAGCUGCUGCCUACGCCCAAAAUCUGGCUUACUCUGCACAAGCACCCACUCAAUAA